Molecule: messenger RNA, 3579 nt
Organism: Eimeria necatrix
Lineage: Eukaryota; Apicomplexa; Conoidasida; Eucoccidiorida; Eimeriidae
Exons: 9
Coding region: 1-3579 (1192 amino acids)
Source: RefSeq, a predicted model, not a curated record
AUGGAAGAGGCAGCAGAUAGGGGGCCCCCCGCCAGCUGGGGGCCCUCGAGCUCGCUGCAGCAAAAAGGCCUGGAGUCCCAGAGCCGGCUCACUUCCGGGGUCUCUGAUGCAGCAACUGCAACAACAGCAGCCACGGGGACAGCAGCUCCAGCAGCAGCAGCUGCUGCUGCUGCUGCAGCACGGGGAAAGACAUGGCUGCGGCGUUGCCCCGUCUGCUGCUGCAGCAUUGCUGCGUGCACCUGCAGUGCUGCAGCCAUAGCUGCUCAGCAGCAACGGCUGCUGCAGCAGCAGCAGUUGAUGCAGCAGAGGCGGCAGCUGCUGCAGCAGCAGCACGAGCAGCUCGAGAGGGAGAAGUCACUGCAGCAGCAGCAGAAGACCCUGCUGCAGCAGCAACUCAGCAGCAGUGAUGACGCAGCACUCUCCACACUAUCGGGGGGCCCCCCAAUUAGCCCGGGGGGCCCCCCAGGUGACCCGGGGGCCCUCUUAAAAGAUGCAUAUUGGGGGCCCCUUACAUUCCCCCUGACUGAGGCUUUGCCUGAUGAGGGGGCUGUCUUCCCUCUGCAGCAGCAGCAGCAGCAGCAGCGCGGAGAUGCAGCAGCAGCAGCAGCAGCAGCAGCAGACAGCAGCAGCAGCGUGCUCAAGCGGCUGCUGGGGCCCCGGCUCUAUGCUGCAUGCAAAGUGCUGCAGCCUGAAGUGACCCCAGGGGCUUUGGCGCUGCCUAGCUGCUGCUCCCCGGGAGAAGCACCAGCUGCUGCUGGCUCUGCAGCAGCAGCAGCAGCUGCUGCUGCUAGUGCUGCAGCAGCAGUUGCUGCUGCUGCAGAGGGGCCCGCUGAAGACGCCGCCGCAGGCGCAGCAGGCCCGCGCAGCAACAAAGGCAGCUUCCAGGGCUCUGCAGCAGCAGCUGCUGCUGCUGCCUUUGCUGCAGUGCCUCCCCUAUGCAGCGACGCCGACAUACAGCCGUUCCUUCCUCGCAGCAGCAGCAGCAGCAGCAGCAGCAGCAGCAGCAGCAGCAGCAGCAGUGCCGCACGAAGAAGCAGCAACGGAGUCCUCAGCGUCUCCUCUGAUGCCUCUGACUGCAGCAGCUUGGUUUACUACAGCAGCCAAGGAAACAGAGGCAGCAGCUCCACCAGCAUCCCCCUUGAGCCUUGCUUCCAGCUGCUCAGCAGCAGCAGCAGCAGCAGCAGCAGCAGCAGCAGCAGCAGCAGCAGCGGUGAGUCGCCUCCCCACGCGCUUCUAGGGCCGCAGCAGUCCCUUGCUGCUGCAGCCCACGAGGGGCAGCAGCAGCCGGAGGGGCCCCCCAAGGACUGCGGGGGGCCCCCCGGGGGCCCCCCCAAGGAGGACGACGGAGGCCCCGGGGGGCCCCCCAAGGGCGCUGGGGCUGAAGACCCCCAGGGGGUCCUGUGUGGACUCUCAGCACUCGAGGGGGGCCCCCAAAAAGAAACUUUUGGGGAAAAAGAUUCUGCACUUUGGCAAGAAAGUCCUGAAGGCCGCAGGGCCCUCAGGGCCAGUCUUUACGAGCUGCAGGCCCGCCUCGCUGUGGCCGAGCAGCAGGUGCGUGCGCUCCCAGCAGCAGCAGCAGCAGCGCAGCAGCAGCAGCAGCAGCGCAGCAGCAGCAGCAGCAGCGCAGCAGCAGCAGCAGCUGCUGCUGCUGCUGCUGCUGCAGCAACAGCAGUGGCAGCGGCUGCAGCAGCAGCAAGGGAAAUAGAUCUUUGGCGGCUGCGGCAGCAGCUGCUGCGCCGCAGCUGCGCGGGGGGCCCCCCCCCGCUGCAGCAGGGGCCCCCUGCUGCGGGGCCCCCAGCAGCGCAGCAGCAAACCCUUGGGGCCAACUCCCAAGAGGCCAAGGAAGCAGCAGAAGCACUUGAAGCUCUGCAGCGGAAGCUGCAGCUCGUGCAAAGCGAAAGACAGCACCUCAGAGAGGCCCUUAAGAGAAAACAUGUUGCAGAAAUGGAACUCAGGGCCCAUCUGUCUUCUAUCUCUGCGGUAAACGAACAGCUGCAGGCAGAGGCCUCAACCCUCAUGAACUUCCACAGACUCGCAGAGGCGCACGGGCCCGAAGCAGCAGAAAAGCUUCUCCUGCAGCAGAUGAGGUCUCAGACGGAGCAGCAAACCACUCAAAUCAAAGAGCUGCGGAGACUUCUCUCCAGCAAAGAGGCCCACACAGUGGCCCUUGAGCGCGAAGUCACAGUGUGCAGGCAAGCUCUGGCUUCUGUGGGGGCCUUUCUAAGGAAAGUUCCCCCCGAAGCUGCUGCACAGCCUCGAGCCCAAACUGAAAGCCGCAGCACCCAAACUGAGGCCCCCACUGCUUCCACAGAGCCUGACUCUGACAGCCAAGCGGCCCCAGAGGGCAGCGAGUCCACAGGGGGCCCCCAGGGGCCCUCGGAGGCAGCGCUGGGGCCCCUGGGGCCCCUGGGGCCCCCAGAGCCCGCUGGGGAGAAGGGCCCGCAGCAGCCCCAGGGGGGCCCCCCUGCCCCUGCAGCAGCCAUUGAAGAUCAGGGGGCCCCCCUGGGGGCCAGCGGGCCCGUCAUGAGGUUCACUGUGGGGCCCUCCACGGGCUAUGAGCACAGAAAGGACGACGCGGUGGACACGGCUGUGGCUGCGUUGAGCAACGCUCGAAUCAACAAAGUGCUCUUUACCCGCAUUUGCAAAGGAAUCUACCUGUACGGACACCUCGCAGUGGCCAUGCGCCUCAGCACUUCAGGAGAACUGAAAGUUUCUUUUGAAGGAAAAGACUAUUCGGCCAAAGAAUUCAUUCACAACUUCGAAGAAGAAGAGUUUCGUUACUUGAAAGAAAGACAAAAAGAGUCCGGCCGCGCAGUUUCCCUCGAAGUGUGCCCCCAUGGGGCCCCCAGCCCCAGCCAGGGGCCCCCCAGGGCACAGGCAAAGCAAGCCCGGCUUCGUUCUGUGAAGUCCAAGGGGGACUUGGGGGCCCCCGACGGCAAGAGGGGCCCCCCUAGGCGCCGCAGCGCUGCGGGGGCUGCAGCAGUGGGCGCGGCCCCAGAGGGCCCCCUGGACGGGGGGCCCCGCUGCCGCAGCAGCAGCAGCAGCAGCAGCAGCAGCAGCAGCAGCAGCAGCAGGGCCCGCUCUUCAGUUUCCAGGCUCUCUUCUUGCCGCCUGCUGCCCUGCAGCAGCUUGCCAGCCAGCCACGGCGUGGGCUGCUGGGGGCCCCAGGAAAGGGGCAGUGCAUUUGUCUUUCAAGACACAGUUUACAACAUGAGGAGAACUGCUGGCCCUCUUUGCUGCAGCGGGAGGAGCCCGAAGGCAGCAGCAGCCCCGCGGGCAGCAGCAGCGCCGAAGGCAGCAGCAGCAGCGGCGAAGCCAGCGGCAGCAAAGCCAGCAGCAGCAGCAAAACCCCGCCUCGCAGCAGCAGCAAGCUUCAGCCCCCCCAGCAGCGGGGCCCCCCGCAGCACAGGCCCGAAGCAGCGCCUGAGGGCCCCCAGUGCUGCUGCAGCGCAGCUCACUCGCCCCGGCAGGGCUUGUCAGUGCAGCAGCGGGGCUGCAGCAAAGCCGGGCCACCCCACAGUUCAGCCCAAGUUGCGGCAGGGGCCCCGGGCCCCCACAAGGCUCUACAGCCCCCUCUAG